Molecule: messenger RNA, 855 nt
Organism: Onychomys torridus (southern grasshopper mouse)
Lineage: Eukaryota; Metazoa; Chordata; Mammalia; Rodentia; Cricetidae
Product: NXPE family member 4-like
Exons: 1
Source: RefSeq, a predicted model, not a curated record
CACUGAGGUCUGUGGAUCUGCAUGAGACUGGAAAACUGCAACACCAACUUGCUGUGGACUUGGAAGACAAAAUCAAUAUCCAGUGGAAAAAACAUGGUUACCCCUUUAUUGGAUCGUUUGUCUACUCUGUCAAAGAGAUGGAAUAUAUUGCACGGAUAAUUGACAGAACUGGAGGAGAGAAAAACACAGUCAUUGUCAUUUCUCUGGGUCAACAUUUCAGACCUUUCCCCAUUGACCUUUUCAUCCGAAGAGCCCUCAAUGUCCACAAGGCUCUUCGGCGUCUUCUCCUGAGAAGCCCAGACACUAUAGUUAUCCUCAAAACAGAAAACAUCAGAGAGAUGAGCAGUGAUGUGGAAAGACUUAGUGACUUUAAUGGUUACACCCAGUACCUUGCCUUAAAAGAUAUUUUCCAGGAUCUCAAUGUGGGUGUCAUUGAUGCCUGGGAUAUGACAAUUGCAUAUGGCACAAAUGAUGUCCAUCCACCACAGCAUGUGGUUGGAAGUCAAAUUAAUAUAUUCUUAAAUUAUAUUUGCUAGCAAACACAUACCUCUGAAAGUCACUCAUUGAAGUUCAAAGAUGCAGUGAAUUCUGCUGGCGUGUCAGGUACUAGGAUGUCCCAGUUAGCUCAAGGACAUAGUCUGCACUGUGGUCCAUGUGAUCCACCCAGUUCAGCCUGUGUAGGCCCUAGACUGGGCUUCUGCUUCAAGCUGAAUCUCAAAAGAAUCAAUAGAUGGUCCUCCCUUUUCUGAUCAGAACCACGCUGUUCUUCAUUAAUUAGAAGUUAGGAUUCCCUUGGGUGAGGCCUUCUCCCUGUUGCUGUGAGUCCAGGAAAAUGAAGUAAUUUGUAUAAUAUGU